Molecule: messenger RNA, 1569 nt
Organism: Capronia epimyces CBS 606.96
Lineage: Eukaryota; Fungi; Ascomycota; Eurotiomycetes; Chaetothyriales; Herpotrichiellaceae
Product: glutamate decarboxylase
Exons: 4
Coding region: 1-1569 (522 amino acids)
Biological process (GO): L-glutamate catabolic process
Cellular component (GO): cytosol
Molecular function (GO): pyridoxal phosphate binding; glutamate decarboxylase activity
Source: RefSeq, a predicted model, not a curated record
AUGGUGCAUCUAUCCAGUGUCAAAACAGACCCUCACAAGAGCGGCGAGUUCGACCCUCCUAAACGCCGGCAAUCCAUUGUUCCUGGUCUCGAGCACAUCUCCCUCGAACCUCCUGGCGAUGAUGAGUUCUCUACCUCCGUGUACGGCUCGCGGUUCGCAGCCCAAGAUCUUCCCGCACUUGAAAUGCCCGAAAGAGAGAUGCCGAAGGAAAUUGCAUAUCGUAUGAUCAAGGACGAGCUUAGUCUCGAUGGAAACCCAAUGCUCAAUCUAGCUAGCUUUGUCACCACCUUCAUGGAAGACGAAGCUGAAAAGCUGAUGACCGAGGCCUUCUCCAAGAAUUUCAUUGACUACGAGGAAUAUCCACAAACGGCCGAGAUUCAGAACCGCUGUGUCAACAUGAUCGCUCGACUGUACAACGCAACCGCAUCUGAGGAUGGAUCCAACGCAAUGGGUACAUCUACCAUCGGCUCGAGCGAGGCUAUCAUGCUGGCUGUUCUGGCAAUGAAGAAGAAAUGGGCCAACAAACGCAAGGCUGAGGGCAAGGAUGCGUCCAAGCCAAACCUGAUCAUGAACAGUGCCGUGCAGGUAUGCUGGGAAAAGGCCGCUCGCUACUUUGAUGUCGAAGAGAGAUAUGUCUACUGCACCGACAAUCGCUACGUCAUCGACCCGGAAGAAGCCAUCAACCUCAUCGAUGAAAACACAAUUGGUAUCUGUGCCAUUUUGGGCUUGACCUACACUGGCGAAUACGAAGACGUUCAAAUGAUCAAUGACCUGCUCGUUGAAAAGAACAUCGAUUGUCCCAUCCAUGUGGAUGCGGCUUCUGGUGGGUUUGUGGCUCCCUUUGUCAAUCCUGAUCUCGUCUGGGAUUUUCGACUUGAGAAGGUUGUGAGUAUCAAUGCCUCGGGUCACAAAUAUGGUCUGGUGUACCCUGGUGUGGGUUGGGUUGUCUGGAAGUCGCCGGAAUACCUCCCGAAAGAACUAGUGUUCAAUAUCAACUAUCUGGGAGCCGAUCAGGCCUCCUUUACGCUCAACUUCAGCAAGGGCGCAAGCCAUGUCAUCGGUCAAUACUACCAGAUGAUCCGGCUGGGGAAACGCGGAUAUCGGAGUAUCAUGCUCAAUUUGACUCGUACUUCCGAUUACUUGGCUGCGCAGCUCCGGGAAUUGGGCUUCAUUAUCAUGUCACCCGGUGGUGGUCGGUCACUGCCUGUGGUCGCAUUCCGCCUGAACCCGGACAAGGGCCACUUGUACGACGAGUUCGCCCUUGCACAUCAACUCCGGGAACGCGGUUGGGUGGUCCCUGCCUACACGAUGGCUCCCCACAGUGGUGAUCUCAAGUUGAUGCGCGUUGUUGUCCGUGAGGAUUUCAGCAAGGCACGUUGUGAUAGCCUGGUCAACGACAUCAAGAUGGCUCUUCAAGUGCUUGGUGAGAUGGACCGCAAAGCGGUGGAGCGUUAUCAAGAUCACGUUCAGAAACAUGCUCGACGCAAACCUGGCAUCAGCGUUCAGCACUACAAACAUGAGAAGCACUCGCUUCAAGGCAAACAUGGCAAAUCACAUCCUGUUUGUUAA